This is a messenger RNA of Saccostrea cuccullata (small rock oyster), 2093 nucleotides long. RefSeq names its product ubiquitin-associated domain-containing protein 1-like. The coding region runs from base 48 to 1262 and encodes 404 amino acids. The record is from RefSeq and is a predicted model, not a curated record. Gene Ontology annotation, cellular component: ubiquitin ligase complex. Lineage: Eukaryota; Metazoa; Mollusca; Bivalvia; Ostreida; Ostreidae. Gene Ontology annotation, molecular function: protein binding. The transcript is spliced from 10 exons.
UUUCGUUCGAAUGAUCUCGGGGAUUUUUCGUUUCGGAGGUUUUCAUAAUGUAUGUAUCAGAUUCCAGCAUAUUUCCUCAAGCUGGACUAAGAGUUAGAAUAACUAGCAUGAGUGGACAAGAUUUCUUGACAGAGUUGAAGGCGGAUAUGAAGAUAGAUGAAUUGAAGAUUAUAUCUUUAAAUCAUUUUUCAAGUCCUGCUGACAGUAUGAAGAAAUCCUUAUACCAUCGAAUUUUGCUAGUGCGCACAGGAAAGGUUUUGUCAGAAGAAAAGACGGUAUUUGAGGAGGGAUUACAAAACAAUGAUGAACUAUUACUACUCAAGAAAAGAUUACCAGCCAUGAACUUUGACACGAAAGAUCGAACAUCAAAUGUGAAGGAUGAUUCUAAGAAGAUCCCCACAGAAGAUAUAAUCAACAAACUGACAUCAACACUACCCAAAGCACAGACAGUCAAACUACCAGAACAAGCAUCAGUUACAGUGGAUUUUCAGACAGAGCUAAGAAAAAUACUAAUCUCCCUAAUAGAGGCAUCACAGAAAAUUUUGAGUCUGAAUCCAGAAGCAUCCAAAAUAUUCACACAAGCUGAAGAGAUGUUGAAAGAACCAGUCCCAGAACAGGAGAUUGAUGCUACAGCAUUAAAACAGCUGUGUGACAUGGGAUUUCCUGAAAACAGGGCCAAGAAAGCUCUGCUUCUCAAUGAUAUGUCUGUGAUGUCUUCAAUGGAGUGGCUCAUCCAACAUGAGUCAGAUGUAGAUGUAGAUGAACCUCUACCUGGAAGCUCAAUCAAUAAGGAGGAGGGUGCUGUUGGUGGAAAAGAGGAGAAAACUUCUGUCACAAAAAAUGGGCAUCAAACCACCAACAUACUGCAGUCACUGAGGGAGUAUCGCAAGAGAGAGUUCAAACCAAACCACAAGAUAUUACAAAACCUUGUUGAGAUGGGAUUUGAUGAAAAAGAUGCCUUGGAUGCCCUGCGUAUCAGCAGAAACAAUCAAAACGAUGCAUGUGAGUGGUUAUUGGGCGACAGGAAAUCACAACCCCAGGACCUGGAUGAGGGUCUGGAUACAAAUGGUGCUGUGUACAAAGCCAUCAUGGCAAACCCACAAGUGCAAUUAGGUCUUAACAACCCUAGGUGUCUAUUAGCCUUUUUACAGAUGCUUGACAGUCCUCUGGCAGCACAACAGUGGUUGUCUGAUCCUGAUACUGGUCCACUUUUGGUGCAGGUGUCCAGGAUUUAUCAUGCAGAAAAGCAUGCAGAGUUAUAAUUUGACUUCACAAUGAAUAUUUGAUCAGAAUCCAGCCAAAAAGUGUUUUGUACAAUAGGUCACUUGAAUCACUAGGGUGAUCUAUUGCAAAAUGUUCCCAUCUGUUAUCAUUAUUUUUGACUUUCAGCUUCUUUUAAGACUCCCCCCCUCCCCUUGGGCUUGAGGAGUGAUACAAAUCCUUCAAAAUAAGAAUUAUUUUUUAUUACUAGAAUUUGAAGGAGAUAAAAUGAUUGCAUGUGUAAAAUGGGCACAAGUAGGCUUUUAGUUUGUUUCUUGGGUUAUAGAAGCAAAUGACACACCUUCUUCUACAGUGUAAUCUACACAAAAGUUGGAUUUGAUGAAAAGUAUGCAUAAACCUACAUGUAGGAUGCACUGGGGACAUGGGGUCAAAAAAGGCCUGGCUUCUGAACUUCAUACCUUACAUGAUAGAUUAGAAAUUAGUGUGUGGUUUUCUAAUGUGUAUAUAUAAUGGUCAAACAAUGGAUUCAAGUUAAUUUUGUGGACAAAAUCAAGAGGGAGAAGUAUAAUUAUAUGGUAGAAUAACUUAGAACAGAGAAACUUGUGCAGCUUGAUAUAAGUGUGGAAGCUGUAUGAAGCAAGUAUCUGAGAAAAAUUGUGUUAUGAUACUCGAAUGAGAGUAUAGUAUUAAAGGACCCAUGGGUCCUUUGUCAUAUUAUCCUUGAACAGCUGUGAUAUUGUCUGUAAAAAAACAUUAUAUUUUAUGCAACCCUUUGUGCUUUAUAAUGUUAGAUGUUGUUCUUGUGUUAACCUGCUGAUUGUUAAUUUUUUAUAGAGAAAAUGUUUAAUAAAUUAUUAGUGUUUCAAAAUGAA